This is a messenger RNA of Leucoraja erinaceus (little skate), 2426 nucleotides long. RefSeq names its product chondroitin sulfate synthase 2-like. Gene Ontology annotation, cellular component: Golgi cisterna membrane. Lineage: Eukaryota; Metazoa; Chordata; Chondrichthyes; Rajiformes; Rajidae. Gene Ontology annotation, molecular function: glucuronosyl-N-acetylgalactosaminyl-proteoglycan 4-beta-N-acetylgalactosaminyltransferase activity. The transcript is spliced from 4 exons. The record is from RefSeq and is a predicted model, not a curated record. Bases 101 to 2416 code for a protein of 771 amino acids.
GGCCAGUGGCUAGACCCCAGUGUCCAGUGUCCGGAGCCCAGAGCCCAGUGACCCAGUGGCCAGUGGCUAGACCCCAGUGUCCAGUGUCCAGCGGGCCAGGAUGCGGCCCCUGGCGUUACUGGCCUGGCUGCGGCCAGCGGGUCCAGUGGCCGUGGGCAUCUCUCUGGGCUUCACCCUCAGCCUAUUGAGCAUCAGCUGGGUGGAGGAGCCAUGUCCGGGGUCCAGGGACAGCCCGGGGGUCCGUGUCCGCCACGCCAACUCUGUCCCCGCGGGGCCCGAGCCCCCGGCCAACCCCGCGGUCCCCGACAACCCCGACAACUUCCAGCCCAGAAUCGUCCCGUACAAGGCGGCCAGGAACAAGAAGCCCAACAAGAAGACAGUCAGGACACGCUACAUCAGCACGGAGCUGGGCAUGCGUGACCGGCUGCUGGUUGGCGUGUUAACGUCCAAGACGACACUGAACACGCUAGGCGUGGCGGUGAACCGCACACUGGCUGGACACACGGACAAGGUUCUGUUCUUCACGGGCAUGCGUGGGCGCCGCCUGCCACACGGCAUGUACGUGGUCACGCACGGGGAGGAGCGGCCCGUGUGGAACAUGUACCACACGCUACGUUACAUGUUCGAGCAUCACGCCGGCGAGUACGACUGGUUCUACUUCACGCCUGACAACACGUACACGCAAGGAGACCGCCUGCGGGCGCUGGUGGAACACAUGAGCAUCGACACGGACCUGUACAUGGGACGGCCCGAGGAGUUCAUCGGCGGGGAUGGGACCGGCCGCUACUGCAGGGCGGAGUUUGGAUUCCUGCUCUCCCGCCAGCUGUUGGACAAACUACAGCCACAUCUGGACAGCUGUCGUACUGACAUCAUCAGCAGCAGGCACGACGAGUGGCUCGGCAGGUGUGUCCUCGACUACCUGGCCGUUACCUGCACACACCUGCACCAGGGUUCCCGCUACAGGUUCUACGAGCUGGGGAAGGGGGGCGAGAGAGACGGGGAUGAGGGAGCUGGGUUUAGGGGGGCCAUGACACUGCACCCCGUGUUGGAGCCCAUCCAGAUGUUCCUGCUGCACAAACGCUUCACACAGCUGGAGCUGGAGGACACGUACAGACAGAUCCGAGCCCUACAGGAGGAGUUGCGUAAUGUGAGUGGCCUGGACUCUGUGGCAGAGGCUGGGACCCAGGGCCCACUGGACAACUGGCCACUGGGCAUCCAUAGCCCGUUCCGGCCAUCGUCCAGGUUUGAGGUCCUGCGCUGGGAAUACUUCAGUGAGGAGCAACUGUGCUGGUGUGCGGACGGGGCACCGCAGUGCCCGCUGCGCGGGGCUGACCGCUUGGACGUUGCGGCCAUCGUGGCCACGGCAGUGUCCGAGCUGAACCUUCGGCACGCUCCGUGGCUGGAGCUGACCAAGGAGCGGCUGGUCAACGGUUACCGGCGCUUUGACCCCACGCGGGGCAUGGAGUACACGCUGGACCUUCGCCUCCGUGCCGCCACUGCCCGCGGCCGUACCGCCUCCAUCACUCGCCGCGUCCACCUGCUGCGGCCGCUCGGCCCCCUGGACAUCGUGCCCAUGCCCCACGUCACCGAGGCUGCCCGUGUCCACCUCCUGCUGCCCGUCACCUCCGGCCAGCGCGCCGACACCGGCCCGUUCCUCCGCCACUUUGCCGCCACCGCGCUGGUCAGCGGCGAUAACGCUCUGCUGACCCUGGUCCUGGUCUACAGUCCGGCCGAGGCCCAGCUGCUCGGGACAGACGACGUGUUUGCGGGGGUCAAGGGCGAGCUGGCGCAGUGGGAACGCCGUUACCCCGGGUCCCGCCUGCCGUGGGUCAGUGUCCGCAGCCUCUCUCCGGCCCCGCUCCGCCUGAUCGACCUGGUGUCCAGGAGGCAGGCAGCUGAUGCGCUACUCCUGCUGCUGUCUACGGCCGCUCGGCCCGGCCCCGAGCUGCUGAACCGCUGUCGCAUGAACGCCAUCAGUCAACGCCAAGUCUUCUUCCCCGUGCCCUUCCAGGAGUUCACCGUGGGGUCAGGGUCAGGGGCCGGACGGCCGGACCUGCUGCGGGAUUCCGGCCACUUUGACCGCGACUCCUUCUCCACGGCGUGUUUCUACAACGCCGACUACAUGGCCGCACGUGUCCGUGCCGCCUCUCCCGCCAAUCCGGCCACUCUGGCCCUUGACCCCGACGAGCUGCUGGACGGCCUGGACCUGUACCAGCUCUUCCUGCAGUUCUCCGGCCUCCAUGUUCUACGCGCCGCAGAGCCCGCCUUGCUCCACGCUGCUGGACACCGGCAAUGUGACCCUCACGUCACCGAUGACCUUUACAGGCGGUGUCGGCACAGUGACCUGAUGGGCAUGGGGUCACGGGCACAGCUGGCCGCACUGCUCUUCCCCCCCGAACACAGCAACAGCACAUGAUGGGGUACCC